Molecule: messenger RNA, 3225 nt
Organism: Xylona heveae TC161
Lineage: Eukaryota; Fungi; Ascomycota; Xylonomycetes; Xylonales; Xylonaceae
Product: vacuolar protein sorting protein-like protein
Exons: 9
Coding region: 86-2962 (958 amino acids)
Biological process (GO): endosome organization; intracellular protein transport; organelle fusion
Cellular component (GO): HOPS complex; endosome
Molecular function (GO): protein-macromolecule adaptor activity; protein binding
Source: RefSeq, a predicted model, not a curated record
AGCUUCCCAAGUUAUCAUUGGUGAGAGGAGAGAAUCCCAUGAACAGAGGCCUGCCGACAAUUCCCGGCCUAUGCGAUCGGCGGUCAUGUCCUUGGCGUGGAAAACAUUCAACUUCUUUGAAGUUUCUCAAAUUCAGCUUCCCACGGAGGGAGAAGGCGCUCCAUCCCUGGAUAACAAUGAGCUGAGCUGCAUCUGUACGGGCUCCGAAGCCAUCUUCUUGGGCGGCGCCGAUGGCGUUGUGCGAAUCCUGUCCUCGUCGUUUCGCAUAGUGCGCUCAUUCAGGGCAUAUGACACCGGAUCCAUUACGCACAUGAAGCAAAUUGAUGGCACCUCGCUUCUGCUAACUGUCGCGGAGGAUUUGUCCAAUGAGCCAGAAUUGAAGGUAUGGGCCUUAGACAAGACCGAGAAGAAGACGGGACACCCCAAAUGCCAGAGUACGGUCUCGAUUCAGAAUGGGCGCAGACAAUUUCCUAUUUCCGCCCUGGCUACCUUGGAUGAUCUCUCUCAAGUCGCUGUCGGAUUUGCAAACGGAUCGGUAACUGUCAUACGCGGCGACUUGAUCCAUGAUCGGGGAACAAAGCAGCGGACAGUUUUCGAAUCAGAAGAGCCCAUCACGGGAGUCGAUUUUCGCGAGGGCUCCAUUACUACUCUCUACAUCGCCACCACGGCGCGGAUCUUGACCUUGGUCAUUUCCGGAAGAGGCCAGGGCCAACCCGCGCGGGUCCUCGAAGAACGUGGGUGUGGUGUCGGCUGCAUGACCGUGGACAAAUCAAGCGGAGAGAUCGUGGUUGCUCGCGAGGAUGCCAUCUACCACUAUGGUGUUCAUGGAAGGCUGCACUGCCUUCCGUACGACGGACCAAAGAAGCUUGUAAGCAUUUACAAGGACUAUAUCGGGCUAGUGUCUCCGCCUCGAACCAGCUCCUCGCCGAAUUCGAGUACAGCAAGGAGGUUUGGAGGAAGCAAGGCCGAUGAAUUAUUCAAUACAUCGAGUUUCGUUUUACUUGAUACUGCUCUGCGAUUCGUGACCCAUUCGGAAUCCUUGGUCUCACAAGUGAAGGCGAUUUUUGCCGAAUGGGGAGAUCUCUUUUUGCUUACGAUGGAAGGGAAGCUUUAUCGAUAUCAUGAGAAAUCAUUCAAGCAGAAACUAGAGAUCCUCUAUGGCCGAAACAUGUAUACCCAAGCUAUUAGCUUAGCACAAAAGGCUCGUGUCGAUAUUUCCCAGCAAAAUGUCAUCUUUCGCCGCUACGGCGACUAUCUCUACCAAAAGGGCGAGUAUGACGCUGCCAUGCAGCAAUACCUCAAAGCGAUCGACAAUACCGAGCCGUCCCAGGUGAUCCGCAAGUUUUUGGAUACACAAAAAAUGCAUAAUUUAAUUGAAUACCUUGAAGAGCUCCACGAACACCAUCGAGCCACUGCCGAUCAUACCACACUCUUGCUCAAUUGCUAUGCUAAGCUCAAAGAUGUUACCAAACUGGAAAAGUUCAUCAAAUCCCCCGGUGAUCUCAAAUUCGAUCUCGAUACGGCAAUUGUCAUGUGCCGCCAGGGAGGAUACUUUGAACAGGCGGCUUAUCUGGCGACAAAGCACGGAGAGCACGAGUUGGUGGUAGAUAUUUUGAUUGAAGACUCCAAAAAGUAUGCUGAAGCGCUAGAGUACAUCUGGCGGCUAGAGCCUGACCAGAUGUAUCCUAAUCUGAUGAAAUAUGCACGGGUAUUACUGGGGCAUUGCCCCAGGGAUACUACUCAGCUAUUCAUCGACUACUACACGGGCAAAUUUCGACCGAAAAGAGAUCUAAUACUACCUGAUCAACCAGCAGCACAGAGCGGUGUGUCCAGCGCUGUACAAAGCCUAGCCGCAUUCCUUCCACUUCCAUACAUGACAACUUUCGCCUCAUCAGCCCCAGGGACUCCGGGCCAACAACCCCAAGGUCUGCAAGGUCCAGAAGUGGAUAUAGUCCCUGAAUAUGAGCCUGCGAAACCUAGGUCUGCAUUCUCUUGCUUCGUCGACCAUCCCGAUGAGUUUAUUGUCUUUAUGGAAGCUUGCCUUCGCGAUCAGACCUUUAGUGAGGAGGACAAGAUUGAUCUCUACACGACGCUUUUUGAAAUGUACCUGCAUUCAGCAAAAGGCAAACGGGAAGGCGAAAAGUCGGAGUGGCAAGCAAAAGCGAAACGGUUGAUUGAUGGAGAGGAUAUACCUAUUGAUCCUUCCAACGUGCUGCUGCUCUCCUAUCUCUCGAGUUUCCGAGAUGGAAGUAUCCUUGUCCGCGAGCAACAAGGCUUGUACUUUGAUAUCUUUAGAUCGUACACAUCCGCGAAUGAUACGGAGGGCGCUAUUCGUGCCCUGAAAAAGUAUGGGCCCGAGGAACCCCAACUAUAUCCUGCCGCGCUUGCAUACUUUACGUCAAACCCUCGUAUUCUGGCUGAAGCCGGUGACGAACUUGAAGCUGUACUGAAGAAAAUUGAUGAGGAUGGCCUCAUGGCACCUCUGCAAGUAAUUCAGACGUUAAGCGUCAAUGCCGUUGCCACAAUGGGUCUCGUGAAGAAGUAUCUUCGCGCAACGAUUGAAAGCGAGCGGAAAGAGAUAAAUAAUAAUCGUCGUCUCAUUGAAAGCUACCGAAGUGAGACAGAAGCCAAAAGGAAGGAAAUUGACGAGCUCGGCACCAAGCCUGCAGUCUUCCAAUCUUCUCGUUGUGCGGAAUGCGGCGGCACUCUUGAUUUGCCCAAAGUGCACUUUAUGUGCAAGCACUCCUUUCACCAGCGCUGUCUCAACCAGAUGGAUGACGAGGUAGAGUGCCCCGUUUGCGCCCCUCAGAAUGCCACAAUCCGCGCGAUACGGCGUGCCCAGGACGAGUCUGCCGAUAAGCACGAGAUGUUUCGCGAUGCGUUGCAGCGAAGUAGCGACAAGUUUGGCACAAUUAGCGAGUUUUUUGGCCGGGGUGUCAUGUCUGUGCCUACGCUGGAGUGAUCCUCGACUAUUCUCCAUGGGCCUGCCACCUUACAUUUCCUUGUCAAGAUAAUUUUUGAAUAAGGUAUCUGACUGAUGGACUAUCAUAUUAUUUCUCUGCAUUGCACGGUAUACCUUUGUACAGAUUCUUUUCAUUUACUGUCUUUUCCUCCGCCAUCUGUGGAGUCACGGCGCUUGAGGAGCUAAGAGGUAGAGGCGGUUGGCUCUUUGGCAGAGGCGAAAAAUGUCACUUAUAUCAUGAUACCUAUUAUGUAGUCAGCGAG